Ylistrum balloti is the source of this 1326-nucleotide messenger RNA. RefSeq lists its product as uncharacterized. Gene Ontology annotation, biological process: sensory perception of chemical stimulus; detection of chemical stimulus involved in sensory perception of taste. Gene Ontology annotation, molecular function: taste receptor activity. The coding region runs from base 1 to 1326 and encodes 441 amino acids. Lineage: Eukaryota; Metazoa; Mollusca; Bivalvia; Pectinida; Pectinidae. Gene Ontology annotation, cellular component: membrane. The record is from RefSeq and is a predicted model, not a curated record. The transcript is spliced from 4 exons.
AUGACGAGGACGAAGAUUUCGGUAGCGAGUGUUGGAAUGGUCGAACCUUUUGAAACCUCCGAGUUACCAUCGAAACCCAAUACGGAUAAGAUAUCAUCAGAAGAUGUGAAGCGAUCUAACUGCCUUUUGUCAGCUUUACGACCUCUGCUCUUCUCUAUGUCGAUAACGGGUUUGUUUGACGUGUGGAAAUUUCUGGAAUAUGGACAAGGUAAGCCUGUGACGAAAAGAAUAUUUUUGAAAUUAUACCGGAUAAUGUUACUUGUUUUAUUCGGUUUUAACUGCAUAAGGUAUUUCCUUGCUUACCAUUCAUUUGACUUCGGGUCUGAACUGCUGUCUACAGUUCUGAUACACGCCUGGUUUAUUCUCUGUUCGACCUCCGCUGUUUCAUGCUACAGAAUCACAGAAAAUCCUGAGAAUCUCAUCACGUUCUUCAGUCUGUGGAGGAAGUAUUGGAAUAUGGUCACAGAGGUUGAUUCUAGCGUAAAACAAGCGUGUUCAUGGCGGCAAAUACGAAAAUACACUAAUGUCUGUACAGUAAUUGGCUGGUUUGCCAUUUUUGGAAAUAUCGGGUUUUGCAGUUAUACAUUGAUAUCAGGAGCUGCUUUCAAAAACAUGAUAGAACCUUUUCCAAGAUCACACGGUCUGUUUCCAGUUAUAGCUUCGAUGUAUCUGGUAAUUGUUCUCUAUCUGACAUGUGCUUGGUCAUUCUCAACAGGUCUCAUGAUUACACUUACAUUGUCGAUGUAUCAGGAAUUCAAACAAUUCGCGCUGAGAUUGGAAAAAGUGACACAGAAGUCAGUUGCAGAAGUGAAGGAAAAUAUGGAAGCGAUGCGAAAGCAACAUAACGCUCUUUGUAACAUGUUGGAUAAAGCAGACGACAUUUUAAAACAUCAAGUCGGACUUUGUCUCGUCGUGCACGUGUUCCUGAUACUUCUACUGAUAUAUAACAUAUGCUGGUAUGAAAUAGUACGUACAGACAUCGGAGUACUUGUCAGUCACCUAUUCUGGCUCACCGCCACAUCGACAAUACUGACUGCAUUGAUGGCAACGUGUUGUCUCCUAAAUAUACAGGCACAUGAACCUGCAAAAUUCAUAUACAACCUUUCAAUGAGAGACAUUACAGCAGAAUUUUCUACACAGGUGAAUGUAUUCCUACACCGACUGAACGGCCCUCCCAUGGGUCUGACGGCAUGGUCUUUGUUUGUGGUGGACAGCCAAGUCGUCGUCAGCGUCGCUGGAAUGCUCGCAACUUACUUUGUGGUACUGCUCCAGUUUCAACAGGCAUCAACCAGCACAACCGCCAGCGGGAAUAGCACAGCUACCUGA